Messenger RNA from Megalobrama amblycephala (Wuchang bream), 1997 nucleotides. It is a transcript of the gene rtn2a, whose product is annotated as reticulon 2a. Lineage: Eukaryota; Metazoa; Chordata; Actinopteri; Cypriniformes; Xenocyprididae. The record is from RefSeq and is a predicted model, not a curated record. The transcript is spliced from 10 exons. Bases 116 to 1474 code for a protein of 452 amino acids.
AGGGAGGGGUGCGUGAGGAACACAGAGCGUGAGGGAGCUGAAAAGAGAGGGAGCGAUUCAGCAGAGGAGAGAGGGGACUCCGGACUGGAUGGGCCCAGCGGUGCCUUGAUGGAGCAUGGGUCAGGUUUUAGGGUUCUCCCACUGCAAGGAAUUUGGAACAGUGAACUCAACACCUGACUCCACUCCUCCCUGCUCAGAUGGUGGAAAUGAGGAGUCUGACUUCCCCGAACUGCAGACAGCCAGGGAAUGGUCGGACGACGAUGAAGGCCUCGAGGAUGAUGACGCAUGUCUCAGCAGCUCAUCUGUAUGGGGCACGCCGCGUCAGAACUCCUUUGAGCUCACCUUCUCCUACAUUGCCUUCUCCGAGAGCGAUGGCUCAUCACGGAGAGACUCAGGGCGCCGCAGGACUGGGGGGAGGGGAAGCCGUGGUUCACUGCACCGUACGGAUACUCUGGAUACCCAGGUACAUCCAGACUCCCCUGCUGUGGAGUGGGACCCUCAUGACUUCUUGACUGUGGAAGGGGAGGGAGACGUGGAGGAGGAGAGCCUGACGUGGACGCUAGAGUCACCGAGUCACAGGGUGGAGGAGUUUCAGGAUAAAGACACAGGGAUAUGGGAAACAACGGAGGAGAUCUCAGGCAUCCGAACACACAAAGAAACAUGCAGUCAUCAAAAUGAGCAAAUAACAGUACCACAGCUUCACGGGUCAGACCCUUCUGUUGCCAUGGAAACCACAGCCACCCUGCAGAUGGUGGACCCAUCACAUUCAACGCCUCCUGCCAUUGGACGUAACACUCAGGAAGAACAGAUCUGUAAGCAGUGGUGCUCUACUCUCAACUUAUCGGAGGGGCCAACAAUUUGCAUCCAGAUAGCAGUAAUGGACCUGAUCUACUGGAAGGAUAUGGAGCGGACGGGGAUGGUGUUCACAGGGCUGGUGGUGGGGCUGCUGUCUCUGUUCCAGCUGAGCAUCAUCACUGUGGUGUCCACUCUCUCCCUGGCCAUCAUCUGCUUCACCAUCUCAGUCAGAAUCUACUACAAACUUCUGCAUGUGCUCCAGCUGGGAGAUGGAGUACACCCCUUCCAGUCAUAUCUAGACUUGGACAUCAGUUUAAGUGGAGAAGAGGCUCAGCACUAUGUGCAGAGGGGUAUCGUGCUGUCCUGCUCUGCCGUGGACACACUGAGGAACCUCAUCUUUGUGGGCAACCUGUUCAACUCACUCAAGUUCUUGUUCCUGAUGUAUCUGGUCACGUUCCUGGGAAACCUCUGCAAUGGCCUUACCUUGCUCAUCAUCGGUGUGAUUGCUGUCUUCUCUGUCCCUCUGUUUUACACAAGACACCAGGACAAAGUGGACAGCUGCUUUGUAGCAGUACAAACCCAUUUUGACAACAUAAAGGACUUCCUUCGUCGCCUGGCCCAGGGUGGCGGACCACCCCUGGAUCCCACCCCCGGUGGAGCUAAACCCAAAGCCCAUUGAGGAGGAACUACACGCUGUCACUCAAAAAUGUCUUAAUUAGCAGUUUGUGCUCAGAGUCCCGCCUCUGCAACGGUGGCACAGGGCCUUAAAUGAGAGGAAAUACGGUUUAAAGGAGGGAGGACCAUGCAAAGAACAAUCUUGGAUGAAAAUCAAAUCAAAUGGAAUUUAACAAGUUAAAGACAUGUUUUCAUUUCCACAUUUCAGUGCGAGUAUGAGUGUAUGAAUGAAAGACAGUUCACUAAGAUACUUGAGUCACCCAUACAAUAACGGAGAGUUGUCUGAACAAACAUGGAUGACUUCAGUGAAGUAACAGCAGUGAAAAUGUGAAUCAGAGCUUUUUGAAUCCAGAUUGACUGCAGUUCGACUGGCAGAAACAUAACGCAGGACCAGUUUCAAGAUGGGGUUUUUACUUCUGACAGUCUCACAUUGUGUUUGUGUGUGAGUGUGUGUGAAUGUGUGGGCAGCUUAAGCCUGUUAAAGUACCUAAGAGCUAUUAAAACCACAAUGUUAUUUUCUUUUCCAA